Parasteatoda tepidariorum (common house spider) is the source of this 1130-nucleotide messenger RNA. RefSeq names its product translocator protein. Gene Ontology annotation, cellular component: mitochondrial outer membrane. The record is from RefSeq and is a predicted model, not a curated record. NCBI's taxonomy places the organism in Eukaryota, Metazoa, Arthropoda, Arachnida, Araneae, Theridiidae.
AAUGCGAUUGAUCUCGAAAUUGGUUGGCUGUUAAGACAGUAUGCACGUUGAUUUCAAGAGAACAGAGAUAGUUAAUCGGAAGUUUAAAAAUUUCCCGAAUCUGUUGCAUCCCGAAACUAAAAACGGUAAAAAUUAAAAAUCAACGAGGUAAAAGUGUUUAAAGAAAAAUUGAAAGUACGUUUUCGUUAUCAUGUGAUAUUGUGUAGUAAUAUUUUUUGUGUUUAGAUUUUUAGCUGACUUAGAAUUAUUUCUUUCUAUUUUUAAGCAGUUAGUGUUCAUUGGAAACAAAAAAGUUUUUGAACUAUUGAUUACGCAACAGGGAGUGGAUAACCUGGUUAACCUUUCGAACUCUGUAGAAGACCAUUGAUUGCCUUAAACUGCUGUCUUCAUUUGCUUAUAAUUUUUAACUUUUUAAGUUCAAAUUGUUUUCCCGUGAAAGCAUGGAAAAAUAUACACCUAUAGCUGGAGCAAUCCUUCUUCCUAAUCUUGGGGGCAUACUAACUGCUUUUACGACUCGUAAGGAUGUGAAAACUUGGUAUGAAACUCUGAAGCACCCAUCUUGGAGAGUUCCAAAUUAUGUAUUUGCACCAAUGUGGACUACAUUAUAUAGUGGAAUGGGAUAUGCUUCAUACUUAGUUUGGAAGGAAGGUGGUGGAUUUAAUGGGGAAGCUAAACUACCUCUGAUACUAUAUGGUUCAAACCUUGCUUUGAAUUUGGCAUGGCCCCAAAUAUUUUUUAAAUUUCAUAAAAAAGGAUUGGCUCUUGCUGAAAUACUUGUCUUGUGGGGUAGCAUUGGAGCUUGCACUUAUGCUUUUUAUCCAAUUAGUAAAACUGCUGCAUAUCUUAUGUUGCCUUAUUGGGCCUGGGUGACAUUGGCAUCAGCUUUGACUUAUAGCAUCUGGAGAGAUAACAAAGACAAAGAAGAUUAAAAUAUGCAUUGAUUUUAUACUCAUACAUUUUCAUUGUUGAAUAGAUUAUAUACGAUAUUAUAUAUACAUUAAUUUUUUUAAAGAAAACAAUAUUGUUUAAUGUUAUGCAUUUAUGAGCUAUAGGCAGCAUGCUAUGUAUUUUUAUAUUUCUAUAUUAAAAAAAAUAUUUUUUUUCCGAAAAUAAAAUAAUUUUUGGUCAUA